UGACAUUGACAUCUGUGGCUUAUUGGAUAUCUAUGGCGUAAAUUGUCGUGUGUACGAAGAAAUUCUAGAAAAACCAUGGCUGCACGCGGAGAAAGGGGUGUUUUGCGAGUUUUAGAUAAAUUAGAAGCAUCAGUAAAUGCUGGUCAAUAUUAUGAGGCCCAUCAGAUGUAUAGAACUCUAUAUUUCAGGUAUCUUAGCCAAAAAAAGUAUGCAGAUUUAUUAAAUUUAUUAAGUAAAGGUUCUACAUUACUGUUGGAACAUGACCAACAAGGCAGCGGAGCCGAUCUGGCUAUCUUGCUUAUCGAUGUUCUAACAAAAUCGGAAACAAAACCAUCUGAAGAAUGGAUUGUCAAGAUAGCCAAGUUAUUCGAGAUGAUGGAUACAAGUAUUCCAGAGCGCGAAACUUUUUUAACGAAUUCUGUAAAAUGGUCUAUGGACGAUAAUAAAAAAGGACAUCCAUUAUUACACAAGAAAAUAGCAGAAGUAUAUUGGCGUGAGAAGAAAUACACUUCAGCUCAUAAACAUUUCUUGCAUUCCUGUGAUGGGUCAUCUUAUGCCAGCAUGUUAAUAGAGCUGCAUACUACAAAAGGCCUGAAGUCAGAAAUAGACCUAUUUAUAACACAGGCGGUCUUGCAGUUUCUUUGCUUGCGUAACAUACAAAUGGCAAAUGAAACUUUCAAAGAAUAUACUGGCUCUCACCCAACAAUAAAAAAUGACAAAGGGCCACCAUACCUAUUCCCCUUAUUAAAUUUCCUAUGGUUUUUAUUAAGAGCAAUAGAGCAGCGACACUCAACCCAGUUCAAAAUAUUAAGAAACUGGUAUGCAAUUAGCAUUAAGAGAGAUCCUAAUUACUCGGUUUAUUUGGACAACAUUGGGCGUAUUUGGUUUGGAAUCGAGAUCCCUAAAGAUAACAGAAAUCCAAAUUCCAUGUUGGGUGGUCUCUUGAAGUCAAUAAUAGGUGAUGUUGAUAGUUCUGACGAAGAAGGCGAAUUAUUGAGCCGUAAUACUACAGCUCCUGAUUUAGAUUGAUUUCAUUUAAGUUUCCAUAAGUUAUCAUCAGCUUUAUUCACAAAUACAUUUGUUUAAAUUAUUACACUAUGAUUAAUGAGUCUUAAAAAUGAAUUUAGCAUUAUUUUUGAUGUUGUUUCUGUUAAAAUGAUUUGAUCUUUUUAGGGGAAACUUAAAUAGUCAAUUCUAUGAAUUCAAAGCUGUCAUAAGGGAAUGAAAAUGCUCUAGUUUUAAUCAAAAGAGAAUGUACUUUUCUAUUAAUGAAUUUGUUAAAAAUUUGAAACUAGCCAUUUUUCGUGUGCAAUUCUUAGAAAAGAGUGACAGACCUAAUAAUAUAAAGAAUAGUUUAUAAUUAUUUGAAACUGAUAAAAUGUUUACCUAUGCUACAAUUUUAAUAAUGGUGGAAGGAAUAAAUAUUUAUUUUUGAAUUUAAUCAUGUUAUAAAAAUCCCUUAAUUGGAAGGACUGGCACAGUAUCAACACACAUAAAAAAAGAUAAUCACUUACAUUUAAAUAAAUAUAUUUAUGAAUUUUAAUUUCAUUAUAAAUUUCUGUGUAUUAUUACAAGUAUUUAAGUAUUUAAAAUAUUGCACAUUAAUUAUUAUAAUACCAACUCUUAAGGUUAGGUAAACAAUCUUAAGUAUAUUGAGAUGAUAAUAAUAAUCUUUGAAAAGAUAUGGAAUGCUUGCAAUUCUCAUAAAAAUUACAAUUGAAUAGUUUUUCAGUGUGGUAAUUGAAGGUUAACAUAUUUAGACACAACUUAAAUUAAAAACAUCUUAUUAUACCAUUACUUAAGUAACUAAUUCCAGGGUCAUAACAAAUGUCAUUAAUUAAACCUAACACAGCAAUCCAAUACUAAUAAUUCCAUUGUGUAGUGGGGUUCAUAAAAACUUAAAAUAAUAUAGGUAUAAUAUUUUCAUAUUAUUAUGUAGCCUCCACACUGAAAAUGGUUAUUAAUAUUGAAUGUUUUUAACUUUGUACUUGAACUGUUAUUUAAGUUACUAAGCAAUUAUGUAAACAAUCACCAUAAAAAAUAUAAUCAUUGGACGAAUCCAACUA
Molecule: messenger RNA, 2066 nt
Organism: Ostrinia furnacalis (Asian corn borer)
Lineage: Eukaryota; Metazoa; Arthropoda; Insecta; Lepidoptera; Crambidae
Product: Golgi to ER traffic protein 4 homolog
Exons: 4
Coding region: 76-1029 (317 amino acids)
Biological process (GO): protein insertion into ER membrane
Cellular component (GO): BAT3 complex; cytosol
Molecular function (GO): protein binding
Source: RefSeq, a predicted model, not a curated record